Messenger RNA from Vicia faba (fava bean), 4593 nucleotides. The record is from the annotation of a GenBank genome assembly. NCBI's taxonomy places the organism in Eukaryota, Viridiplantae, Streptophyta, Magnoliopsida, Fabales, Fabaceae.
AUGUCUGCACCAGUGAACAUUAUUGUUGGUUCUCAUGUCUGGGUUGAAGAUCCAGCACUAGCAUGGAUUGGAGGUGAAGUUACUAAAAUCAGUGGUGAAAACGUCCAUGUUCGCACCGGAGAUGGAAAAACAGUCGUUACAAGUAUUUCUAAGGUUAUUCCCAAGGAUAAUGAAGCACCACCUGGUGGUGUAGACGACAUGACAAAAUUGUCAUACUUGCACGAGCCAGGAGUUCUGAAUAACUUGGCAACUAGAUAUGAACUUAACGAAAUCUAUACAUAUACUGGAAAUAUCCUGAUUGCCAUAAACCCAUUUCAAAGGUUACCACAUCUAUAUGAUACUCACAUGAUGGAGCAAUACAAAGGAGCUGCAUUUGGAGAGUUGAGUCCCCAUGUUUUUGCAGUUGCAGAUGUUGCAUACAGGGCAAUGAUUGUUGAGGGAAAAAGCAACUCAAUCCUGGUUAGUGGUGAGAGUGGGGCUGGAAAGACAGAGACAACAAAAAUGCUUAUGCGAUAUCUUGCGUACCUUGGGGGCCGGUCUGGAGUAGAAGGGCGGACAGUUGAACAACAAGUUUUAGAAUCUAAUCCAGUUCUUGAAGCAUUUGGCAAUGCCAAAACAGUGAGAAACAAUAAUUCAAGUCGUUUUGGUAAAUUUGUUGAGAUACAAUUUGACAACAAGGGAAGAAUUUCUGGGGCAGCUAUACGGACUUAUCUGCUUGAGAGGUCCCGUGUUUGUCAAGUUUCAGAUCCUGAAAGAAAUUACCAUUGUUUUUACCUUCUUUGUGCAGCACCAGCUGAGGAAAAAGAAAAGUAUAAGCUGGGAAAUGCUAGCUCCUUCCAUUACCUAAACCAAUCCAAAUGCUAUGGGCUGGAUGGAGUGGACGAUGCAGAAGAAUAUCUUGCAACUCGAAGAGCAAUGGAUAUUGUUGGAAUCAGCGAGGAGGAACAGGAUGCAAUUUUUAGGGUUGUAGCAGCAGUUUUGCAUCUUGGAAAUAUUGAAUUUGCAAAAGGAGAGGAGAUUGAUUCUUCUGUCCUCAAGGAUGAGAAGUCUAGGUUUCAUCUUAAUACGACUGCUGAGCUUCUCAAGUGUGAUGCUAAGAGCUUGGAAGAUGCACUGAUUCAGCGUGUCAUGGUAACUCCUGAGGAGGUUAUUACAAGAACACUUGAUCCCGUUGCAGCUCUCGGUAGCAGGGAUGCAUUAGCUAAAACUAUCUAUUGUCGUUUGUUUGACUGGCUAGUGGAGAAGAUUAACAAUUCAAUUGGGCAAGAUCCAAAUUCAAAAUCUAUCAUUGGAGUUCUAGAUAUAUAUGGGUUUGAAAGUUUUAAGUUUAAUAGUUUCGAGCAGUUCUGUAUUAAUUUUACAAAUGAGAAGCUACAGCAACAUUUUAAUCAGCAUGUCUUUAAAAUGGAACAAGAAGAAUACACCAAAGAAGAAAUUAAUUGGAGUUACAUAGAGUUUGUUGACAACCAAGAUGUUUUGGAUCUAAUUGAAAAGAAACCUGGAGGAAUAAUUUCACUUCUUGAUGAAGCCUGCAUGUUUCCUAAGUCUACACAUGAAACAUUUGCUCAGAAGUUGUACCAGACAUUCAAGAACAACAAGCGCUUUAUCAAACCGAAACUUUCUCGAACUAAUUUCACAAUAUCUCAUUAUGCAGGGGAGGUGACAUAUCAGGCUGAUAUGUUUCUGGAUAAAAACAAGGACUAUGUGGUGGCUGAACAUCAGGAUCUGAUGAUAGCCUCAAAAUGCCCUUUUGUAGCAGGUCUAUUCCCCCGCUCUCCAGAAGAGUCUUCAAAAUCUUCAAAAUUUUCUUCAAUUGGAUCUCGCUUUAAGUCACAACUUCAGUCUUUGAUGGAGACCCUAAGUUCAACAGAACCUCACUAUAUUAGAUGCGUGAAGCCAAAUAAUGUUCUCAAGCCUGCUAUUUUUGAAAAUCUCAACAUUAUCCAACAAUUACGUUGUGGUGGUGUUCUAGAGGCAAUUAGAAUCAGCUGUGCUGGAUAUCCUACAAGACGGACCUUUUAUGAAUUUCUCAACCGAUUUGGUGUUCUUGCCCCUGAAGUUCUGGAUGGAAACUACGAUGACCAGGUUGCAUGUCAAAUGAUCCUGGGUAAAAUGGGUAUGAAAGGCUAUCAGAUAGGCAAGACAAAGGUUUUCCUAAGAGCAGGUCAGAUGGCUGAGUUGGAUGCAAGAAGGUCUGAGGUCCUUGGAAAUGCAGCUAGAGUCAUUCAGAGGCAAACACGUACCCAUAUUGCACGCAAGGAAUUCAUUGGAUUGCGUCGUGCUGCAAUUAGUUUGCAAUCUAAUUUGCGAGGAAUAUUGGCCCGGAAGCUUUACGAGCAAUUGCGACGUGAGGCAGCAGCUUUGAAAAUAGAAAAGAACUUCAAAGGAUACAUUGCCAGGAAAUCUUAUUGUAAAGCACGAUCAUCUGCAAUUGUAUUGCAGACAGGAUUAAGGGCUAUGAAGGCUCGUGAUGAAUUUAAAUUUAGAAAGCAAACAAAGGCUGCAAUUCAAAUCCAGGCUCAUUUUCGCCGGCAAGUUACAUAUUCAUAUUAUAAAAAAUUGCAAAAGGCUGUGGUUGUUACUCAGUGUGGUUGGAGGAGCAGGGUUGCUAGAAAGGAACUCAGAAUGCUUAAAAUGGCUGCAAGAGAUACAGGGGCUCUUAAAGAAGCCAAAGACAAGCUAGAAAAGCGCGUUGAAGAACUUACUUGGCGUUUGCAACUCGAGAAGCGUUUGAGAACUGAUUUGGAAGAGGAAAAAGCACAAGAGGUUACUAAGUUACAUGAUACUUUAAAUGCAAUGCAAAUACAAGUUGAAGAAGCAAAUGCCAGAGUCAUCAAAGAGCGUGAAGCUGCACAGAAAGCAAUUAAAGAAGCACCUCCAGUUAUUAAAGAGACUCCCGUUAUAAUUCAAGAUACUGAGAAGAUUAAUUCUUUAUUGGCUGAAAUCAAUAGUUUAAAGGAUUCACUGCAAUUGGAAAGAGAGGUUAAAGAAGAGGCGAAAAAAGCUCAGCUGGAGGCUGAAGCUAGAAAUAAGGAGCUGAUUAAAAAAGUUGAGGACUCCGAUCGCAAAGUGGAUCAACUCCAAGAAUUGGUUCAGAGAUUGGAGGAAAAAAUUGCCAAUUCAGAGUCAGAAAAUCAAGUUCUUCGGCAACAAGCAUUGGCUGUAUCACCAACCGCAAAAGCUCUUACUUCCAGACCUAAGACAGUAAUUAUUCAGAGGACACCAGAAAAUGGGAAUGCUCUAAAUGGGGAUGUAAAACCUGGACAAGAUAUGACUCUUGCUCUAUCCAAUGUGCGUGAGCCUGAAUCUGAAGGAAAACCGCAGAAAUCUUUGAAUGAGAAACAACAAGAAAACCAGGACUUGUUGAUCAAGUGCAUAUCACAAGAUUUGGGAUUUUCUGGUGGCAAACCUGUUGCUGCAUGCGUCAUAUAUAAAUGCCUUCUACACUGGAGGUCAUUUGAAGUUGAAAGAACAACUGUCUUUGACCGUAUCAUUCAAACAAUAGCUUCAGCUGUUGAGGCCCAGGAUAAUACCGAUGUAUUAGCCUAUUGGUUGUCUAAUACAUCUACUUUAUUGAUGCUGCUCCAACGCACCCUCAAAGCAAGUGGAGCUGCUAGCUUAACACCCCAGCGGCGGAGAACAGCAUCAUCUUCUCUGUUUGGAAGGAUGUCUCAAGGGCUAAGGGCAUCUCCUCAAAGUGCUGGAUUGCCAUUUAUAAAUGGAAGAAGUCUUAGUAGACUUGAUGGUUUACGACAAGUAGAAGCAAAAUAUCCGGCACUUCUGUUUAAGCAACAGCUUACUGCCUUCCUUGAGAAGUUAUAUGGAAUGAUACGAGACAACCUGAAAAAGGAGAUAUCCCCAUUACUUGGACUGUGUAUACAGGCUCCAAGGACCUCCCGCCAAGGUUUAAUAAAAGGACGCUCACAUGCUAAUGCGGUUGCUCAGCAAGCUUUAAUAGCUCACUGGCAAAGUAUUGUGAAAAGCUUGAACAACUCGCUAAAGAUAAUGAAAGCAAACUAUGCGCCUCCUUUCUUGGUCCGUAAAGUGUUUACUCAAAUAUUCUCAUUCAUCGAUGUUCAAUUAUUCAACAGUCUUCUGCUGCGUCGCGAGUGUUGUUCAUUCAGCAACGGGGAGUAUGUGAAGACAGGUUUGGCCGAAUUAGAACAUUGGUGCGUCGAGGCAACAGAAGAGUACACUGGCUCGGCGUGGGAGGAACUGAAACAUAUCAGGCAGGCAGUUGGAUUCCUGGUGAUACAUCAAAAGCCCAAGAAGUCCCUGAAUGAAAUAACUAAGGAGCUUUGUCCUGGUCUCAGUAUACAGCAGUUAUAUAGAAUAAGUACAAUGUACUGGGAUGACAAAUACGGCACUCACAGUGUCUCUACGGAUGUUACAACAACCAUGAGAGCUAUGGUUGCGGAGGAUUCUAAUAAUGCUGUCAGUACUUCUUUCCUAUUAGAUGAUGACUCAAGCAUUCCAUUUUCAGUGGACGACAUCUCCAAAUCCAUGCAACAAGUAGAAGUUGCUGAUGUGGAUCCUCCUCCGUUGAUACGUGAGAACUCAGGGUUCGGGUUCUUACUAGCUCGCUCAGAGUAA